Lodderomyces beijingensis is the source of this 1530-nucleotide messenger RNA. NCBI's taxonomy places the organism in Eukaryota, Fungi, Ascomycota, Pichiomycetes, Serinales, Debaryomycetaceae. The record is from the annotation of a GenBank genome assembly.
AUGUCAUCCAAUCUAUUCAAAGCAACAGUGAACCAAUACCUCGAGGACCUACCGAAGCCUGUGCAAUCGAAGCUUUAUGAAGCACCAGCAACGUGUCUCUCAAUUUAUCGACUCUUGUCCCCCAUGGCCAAAUUUUACAUCAUGUCCAUGAUAUUCAACGAGAAACUAGUCGCGGUGCGGGACUUGAACAAGUGGUGUAAACCACUGGCGAAGAAAUUGGAGUUUGAAGCACUCAAGAGACUCGAGUCCCUACAUUUGAUCGAGUAUGAUGCAAGAGGAACCCACAUUCGACUAAACUCGACCUUCCGCAAGAACUUCCGCGAUUCUCUUACUGGUUCACAGGACCCCAAUGCGUUUGGCAGUGUCAGUACCGCGGUGGAUAAACAUGCUGUCGAUAUCGCGUUUCUCGAUUCAUUUGCUACUCAGAAGUGGGAAAGCAUAUUGCAUUUCAUGGUUGGCACUGAAGGAACGCAACCUCCCUCGAAAUCGGUGCUCAGCUUGCUUCGACUAGGUGGGUUGAUGGAAGGCCACGGAGGCGAUCGUGACGAUGGUGACGAUGCGCUGAAUAUCACCAAUACUGGAUUCCAGUUUUUGUUGCAAGAUGUCAAUGCCCAGAUUUGGACCUUGUUGCUCCAAUAUUUGAAUCUUACGCAGGAACUCAAUAUGAACCCGGUGGAUGUAUUAAAUUUCAUCUUUAUUUUAGGGUCUUUGGAACUAGGUAAUAGCUACUCCGUGUCGAGCUUAAGUGAAACUCAAAUCAGCAUGCUCGCGGACUUGAAAGACUACGGCUUGGUUUAUCAGCGAACCAAUAGCUCGAGCAGAUUUUAUCCCACGCGGCUAGCCACGACAUUGACUUCGGAUUCAGCAGCACUCAAGACUCCCGCAAUGGCAAUCCAGCAAGCCGUGGACGAGUCCGAAGCAAGCUCCAUCUCGUCCUCCGCCAACGUUCAAGAAUCAGUGAUUAUUGAAACCAAUUUCAAAAUCUACGCAUACACCAAUUCGCCAUUGGAGAUUGCCAUUUUGAACUUGUUUGUGCAGAUGAAGACGCGGUUCGCCAAUAUGGUCUGCGGUCAAAUCACACGGGAAUCAGUACGCAAUGCCUUGUAUAAUGGAAUCACAGCUGACCAAAUCAUCAAGUUUUUGGAAACGCACGCGCAUCCUCAAAUGCGCGCGUUGGCCCAGGAGAGAUUAGACAAAAAAGUCGAAUUUGACGCUAGCCACAACAUCAAUACCGCCGGCGGUGCCCCUCAGAGCAAGACCAAUGGUGCUAUAUCGCAACAUCGAUUGGAAGUCUUGCCUCCCAACGUGGUGGACCAAAUCAAGCUUUGGCAAUUGGAACUAGACCGAAUCCAGACGUUUGAUGGAUAUUUGUUCAAGGAUUUCGCUAAUCAGCAAGAAUACGAAAUCUUGUCCAGCUAUGCCAUCGAAUUGGGGGUGUUGAUCUGGUCAGAUAAACUAAAGAGGAAAUUUUUCGUAACCAAGGAUGGCAUGUCACAAGUUGCAGACUUUGCCAAUAGAAAAUUGAGGUGA